Messenger RNA from Clonostachys rhizophaga, 1020 nucleotides. The record is from the annotation of a GenBank genome assembly. Lineage: Eukaryota; Fungi; Ascomycota; Sordariomycetes; Hypocreales; Bionectriaceae.
AUGUCUUCUUUAAAUUUCGAGAUAGUGGACGUCUUCUCCGACGUACCUUUCAAAGGCAACCCCCUAGCUGUCGUCGACGCAAGCACCAGCACCCUGACAACCACACAGAUGCAGCUCAUCGCCCGUCAAUUCAAUCUAUCUGAGACUACUUUUGUUCUUCCAGUGGCUCAGGAUAAAGCUGAUGCUAGACUGCGAUCGUUCCUGCCCGAUGGAAGGGAGGUUUUUGGCGCCGGUCAUAACAUUCUUGGUGCAUGGUGGCAUCUUGCCCAAAGCGGCAAGCUAGAGUCAAAGAGGGCGUUGCCGCAAUCAGCUGAUGGUAUCGAAGAGACAACCGUUUAUCAAGAACUCGGUCAAGAUGUGACAUCACUCAAGAUCCAACGGAGUCAUCUGGUCAGCACUUCCGGAAGAGAUGAGAUUCAGGUCGUCCUACGCCAAGCGCCGCCAAAGCUGCAGGCCUACCAUCCGGACCUCGCUUCAUUAGCCGAAGCUGUAGGGAUAUUGGAGCAAGAUAUUGGCUGGUCGCUUCAGAGUGCAGAGGCUACAAUAGCCCUCCAGCCACAAGUUCUAUCCACCUCCACAACGUACCACCUGCUAGUCCCAUUGGCAUCCACCGAAGCCUUGAACCGCGUCGAGGUCCAGCGUGAAAAACUUCUUGCGCAACUCAAAAUUGCAGAUAAGAGAGCACACGGAAUUUUCUUCUUCACACGAGCUGGUGCCGAUAUAUAUGAAGCCCGCUUCUUCUCCCCCAGUAUGUCGGGAGAAGAUCCAGCUACAGGAAGUGCUGCGGGCCCUUUGUCUGCUUAUCUGUACAAGCAUGGCGCUCUUAACGUCAAGGGGGGUAAAGGGGAAAUUAUUGUUCGACAAGGGCUGAAGGUAGGACGUGAAUGCGUGAUUCGCGUCGUGCUGCAUGUUAGUGAAGAUAACCAUCUCGAGGUGGACCUUGUUGGCACGGGUGUCCAAGUUGUCAAAGGAUCGAUUGUUACCCCUGAUCCGUCCACUGUAUUCCAAGCUUUACUCUAG